ACUUUGAAGCCUUUGAAGCAGGAGGAUCACGAGAUCUUGCAAAAAAAAUCUUACCCUACUUUAUGCCGGUUUUUUAAAUGAGAUUUUGUAAUCCUUUAUUACAUUAAGAUCAUAUUUUUAUCAGCAAAAUGCUGAGCACUUUGGAGCGAAACCUCCUUUUUGCUACAAAAUCAAAACAUAAAAUUAGCAGAACACUGUUGGCGCGUGCAGUAAACGCCGGAGAGUUAAAUUCUGCUGUUUCCUCGCCACAAAAUUUGAUCAAAAUUCCUGUGAGGACUUUUUGGUCUUUCAACAAAUUUCGACAAAUUUACCAGGAUUUUUGGAGACCUCCUCCACCAAAACCGCCUUAUUCGCAUAUUUGCCAAAUAGGGGAUCCUAUUUUGAGAGCUAAAGCCGGACAAGUAAAACUAGAAGAAAUUAAAUCAAAGGACAUUCAAAAUGUUAUUAAAACUAUGAAGAAAUCCAUGGCAGGCUACAAGGCUGUUGGACUAGCUGCCCCACAAGUCGGUAUUCCUCUGAGGAUAAUCACUUUCAAUUUUUCAGAAGACAUGCUUCAGACGAUAGACAAACAAAUGAUUAAAACCAAAGAAAUGGAAGUCAUCCCUUUUAAAGUUUUCAUCAAUCCUGAACUGAAAGUUGCCGAUACAAAAAAAGUGAAAUUUCCUGAAGCUUGCGAGAGCGUAAAAGGAUACUCUGCAGACGUCCCUCGAUUUUAUUCGGUAACAUUAACAGGUUUUGACGAGAGUGGCAAAAAGGUUGAGUGGAAUGCAAAAGGAUGGUCGGCAAGAAUAAUUCAGCACGAAAUGGACCAUUUGGACGGAAGACUGUACACGGACAUCAUGGUCAAAGAAACUUUUACUUUUGGAUACUGGCAUAAUGUGAAUAUUAGAUCAGGCCGAUUCAACUUGUCAUUUUCUCCCUUCAAAAUAUUUUCGUAGGUUUCGGUAAAAUUAAAUAAAAAAUAAUACUAAUAUUCAGCAAAAUAGAAUGGGAGAAAUUUAUUUUUUGCAGAAUGUCAGUGCACAAAAAUGUGAUUGAAUGAGAUACAAGGCAAACAUUCUGUAAUUAAUAGCAGUGAAAGGGAACAUUAAUUAAUUCUUAUAGAAAAAGCGCUUUUAAAUCUUUUUCUACUUCUUCGUUUUUGCCUCCCAGUCCAACCAACCACCAGCAUAGUGACGCACACUGCAUUAUUUAAAAAAUGUUAAUUUAAAAAUUUACUUAGAAAAAUAAAAGCUCACUUUGCAAAUCCAAUC
This is a messenger RNA of Neocloeon triangulifer, 1253 nucleotides long. RefSeq names its product peptide deformylase, mitochondrial-like. Gene Ontology annotation, molecular function: peptide deformylase activity. NCBI's taxonomy places the organism in Eukaryota, Metazoa, Arthropoda, Insecta, Ephemeroptera, Baetidae. The transcript has 6 exons. The record is from RefSeq and is a predicted model, not a curated record. Bases 129 to 938 code for a protein of 269 amino acids. Gene Ontology annotation, cellular component: mitochondrion. Gene Ontology annotation, biological process: N-terminal protein amino acid modification; peptidyl-methionine modification.